Messenger RNA from Xiphias gladius (swordfish), 10919 nucleotides. It is a transcript of the gene col7a1, whose product is annotated as collagen, type VII, alpha 1. Bases 333 to 9665 code for a protein of 3110 amino acids. The record is from RefSeq and is a predicted model, not a curated record. Lineage: Eukaryota; Metazoa; Chordata; Actinopteri; Istiophoriformes; Xiphiidae. Gene Ontology annotation, molecular function: serine-type endopeptidase inhibitor activity; protein binding. The transcript has 119 exons.
AAAAAAGGGCAGAAAGGGAGAGCUGAGGAGGAGAAGUCCCCUUCAGGCAUCCGAACAAGUCUGGACUGUUCUGCUGCGGCUUAUGUUCAACCUUCGCCAAGCAAGGCAGCCCCGGGAAUCAGAAACAGCGUUUACAGCUUUGACAGUCUCCUGCAGGGAUGCAGCGACACGAGUUCAGUUUCUGAGCUGCCUUGGAGUUGCCUGGGGCUUUUUGAAGUUGUGACACCGGACACCGGACACCGGGGACUGCGCACAUACUACUGUGUGGCCAGACACUGCAACGGAGAGCUAGGGCUGGAUGUGCCACAGGUGGAAAGGUGGGGAGCGGCAGGAUGCGGCCCGGUGCACGGAGCAGAGAUCCGCAGGUUGUAAAAAUGUGGAGCUGGGUUUUUACUGUGACCAUCCUGCUGUCCUCCAUGAAACAUGCUGAAGCUCAAGGCAGGUGUAAUAAUGUGCAAGCAGCAGAUAUUGUUUUCCUGGUAGAUGGGUCUUCCAGUAUUGGCCGAGCUAACUUCCUGCAGGUGAAGGGCUUCAUGGCUGGAAUCGUCAAACCAUUCGCCAGCUCUGUCAGCGAUUCAGGGAUACGGUUUGGGGCCAUACAGUAUAGUGACACUUCCAGGGUAGAAUUCACCUUAACUACCUACCUGAAUGGCACCGAGCUGGUCAACGCCGUACAAAAUCUUAACUAUAAAGGUGGAAACACACGCACUGGUGCUGGUCUCAAGUUUGUCGCUGAUAACUUCUUCAACCCUGCAACCAGUCGGGAUGUCCCAAAGAUCACUAUACUGAUCACAGAUGGCAAGUCACAGGACAUUGUGCAAGAACCAGCACAGAAGCUGCGCAGUCAAGGAGUGCAUGUUUUUGCCGUUGGCAUAAAGAGUGCAGACAGGAAUGAACUGGCUCAGAUAUCCUCUCAGCCCAGCAGUGAUUUCACCUCCUUUGUUGGGGAUUUCAAACUGCUGAACACACUUCUUCCUCUUGUGAGUCCCCGAGUGUGUUCCAAAGCAGGAGGAGUCUAUGCUAGUGAUGAGGCAUUUUCUGGUCCGUCCAACGUUCAGUUUACAGGGCAGACAUCUGAUUCUCUCAGGUUUCGUUGGAGUCCUGCAGGGGGGCCUGUGAGUGGCUAUGUAGUCCAGUAUGUGCCCCUCUCCGGCCUGGGUCAGCCUAUCACAGCAGAAUUGCGUCAGGAGACUGUCUCUGCUAGUCAGAGGACCUUCACUGCCCGAGAGCUGAGGUCAGGGACAGACUACCUGGUGACUAUCAUCGCUCAAUACCCCAACAGUGUGGGAGAGUCUGCCUCUGCCAAGCAACGAACCAGGUCCUUGCCGGGUGUCUCCAGUCUACGUCUGAUCCAGGCAGGCUUCUUCUCUCUCACUGUGGGCUGGGAUCAGCCUUCAACUCCUGUCCAGGGCUACAGACUCACCUAUGGACUACGAGGUCAGCCAGCGGCACAGCUGUUGGAGCAGUCUCUGUCUGCAGACUCAACAUCCGUCACCUUGGAGUCGCUUCAGCCCGACACAGAGUACGUCAUCAGUCUCUACCCCCUGUUCCCCCGAAACUCUGCGUCCCCGUCCAUCCUCAAUGCCCGCACACUGCGCCUUGAGGCAGUGAAGCAGUUAUCAGUGGAGACGGAGUCAGAGGGCAGUGUUCGUUUGCGAUGGAGAGGCGUCAGUGGUGCUCGGGCCUACCGUCUAGUCUGGGGACCAUUUACAGGUCGAAAUGUCGAGACUGUGGAGGUCGCUGGUGACAGUGAAUUUCACACUUUGUCCAGACUGCAGCCCGACACAGAGUACAUCGUGACUAUCAUCCCGCUGUAUGAGGGCAACACUGAGGGCCCUGUAGCCACUGCCAGGUUCAAGAUAGAGCGUCAGGAGCAGCAGGUCCUCAGAGCAGCUACCACCGGCCCCUCCUCUAUCCGCCUCACCUGGAGAAUCAUUCAGUCCUCUCGAGGGUAUCGUCUGGAGUGGAGGGAGGGGGAAGGAGGCCGUGUCCAGAGCCUGUCCUUUCCUAGAAGCACUACCAGCUACGAGUUAACAGGGCUGCGGCCCAACACAGAAUACAUCAUCACCCUGUAUACCCUGUUUGAGGGUCGUGAGGAGGCCACACCUGUCUCCACCACAUCCAGAGAGGAGCAGCCCGUGGGGAGGGUGUCCAACCUUAGAGUCGUGGAGUCUCUGGGCAGUACUGUCAGACUGGGCUGGACCGGUGUAGCUGGGGCCACUCAGUACCGCAUUAUUAUCCUGAACACAGAAGUGGGAACAGAGGAAAUCCGGACUGUCCCUGGAAACCAAACGACCCUUGACCUCAGAGACCUUACAGUGGGAGUAUCUUAUGGCGUCAGUGUCACAGCACUGGUGGGAGAAAAUGAAGGCGACCCUGUUACCGUCUACAUCAAACCAGAGCAAGGUGCUGGCAGAGUGACCAACCUAAGAGUUACGAACGCAAACAGUCGGAGGAUUCGAAUUGCCUGGACAGGUGUCACUGGGGCAACAGGGUACAGGGUUACUUGGAGACAAAGCAACAAUGCGGAGCAGUCCCGUCUUCUGGGGGCAGAGGCCAUGGCCUUCACCAUAGACGGCCUGCAACCAGAUGAGGCACUAGUAAUUGGUGUUGCAGCUGUUGUUGAUCAGCGCGUCGGAGAGGUGGUCACACUGUCUGCUCGGACUAAUCCCCACAGUGGAUCAGUGUCUGGACUUCGCACCAUUGAUGUCACAUCUCAGAGGAUACGCAUUGCAUGGUCGCUUUCCACGAGGGCAACUGGCUAUAAGAUCACCUGGCGUCGCGAUGAUGGAGUUGAAACAACUCGUAAUGUGGGAGCUGACGUCUCUUCCUUCACCAUUGAUGAACUACAGUCAGAUUCAACUUAUAGCGUGCUAGUUUCUGCACUGACUGGCUCCCGUGAGGGAAGCCCUUCCACCCUGAAUGUCAGAACAGAAUCAGAUCAGUCUGUGGUUGGGACUGUGACAUCACUGCAAGUCCAGGAGACCCGUGGAGAGGUUGUCCGUGUCACUUGGGUUGGUGUGCAGGGAGCAACGGCUUAUCGUGUUUCUUGGAGGAGAACAGAUGGUGGUGAGAAGAGGAGUCAGCUGGUUGGGGGAGAUGUUACAGCAGUGGAUUUAGACCGGCUGGACCCUGGAGCUCAGUACGAGGUGCAGGUCAUGGCUUUAGUUCAAAACAGAGAGGGAACCCCUGUGUCUGUCAGAGUCACCACACCCGGUGCCUAUACCCCCCCUUCCUCACUACCUACCACAAGUUUACGAGUGGCAGAGGUCACCCAGAGUUCUGCGCGGCUAGACUGGAUUUCACUACCAGGUGUCACAGGAUAUAUUCUACGCUGGAGAGAGGACACAGAUAUUGGUCGAGGCUUGUCUGUGUCGCUGCCUGCUUCGUCCAGCUCUUACCAGGUGACUGGGCUGCGUUUGGGCCGUCGAUAUCGCUUUAGUGUGCAGCCCACCUUUGAAAGUGGAUUGGGAACAGAGAGCUCUGUAGAUGAACGCACUGUGUGUAUCGGCGGCCGUCUGGAUGUGGUGUUUCUGGUGCCGGCAUCUACCGAUCGGAUUAGCCUUGCAAGACCUCUGCGAGAACUCGUAACAAGUGCAGCGGGGUCACUCAACACCAUUGGAGCCCGUGACUCACAGGUGGGAGUUGUAGUAUACGGUUACAGACCCAAAAUAUGGUUCCUGCUCAAUCGCCAUGCCAGAUCUGACACACUGCUCCAAGAGAUCCAGUCCACACCCUUUGAUGAAAGCCCAGGGAAUAACAUUGGCGAGGCGGUGACCUUCACCAGACAGUACCUUCUGAUCCCCUCGGCUGGACGUAGACCAAGGGUCCCUGGUGCUGUUGUCAUCAUCGCUGACAAAAGAUCUGCUGACAACCUCACUGUCGCAGCGAGCAGUCUCAGAGCUACAGGUGUUACAGUGUUAGCAAUGGGUAUCGACCAGGCGGAUAUUGAGGAGCUCCGUCGCGCUGUGACAGAUGGCAGCACCCAGAACAUCUUGUAUGCCCGUGAUGCAGCUCAGCUGGACACACUACAUACUGAUCUGGCAGACUUGCUCUGUGGAAUUGCCAGAAUAUCAGAGGCAGUUCCAGGGACAGACCAGUGUACCAUUCAGUGCCCUCAGGGUGGGAAGGGAGAUCGUGGAGAGAAGGGUGAGAGAGGCAGAGAUGGUGCAGAUGGGCGCAAGGGAGAGCCUGGUCGUGAUGGCUUGCCUGGGAGGGACGGCCCUAGAGGCCCUGAAGGACGCCCAGGUCCACCAGGCCAAACUAUCCCCUUUGACCCUUCAGUGGGGGUGAAAGGAGAAAAGGGGGAAAGAGGUUUUCCUGGUAUUGAUGGAAAUCCAGGGUUGCCAGGACGAUCAGGUGCCCCUGGAAAUUCAGGGGUCCCGGGUUCACAGGGUCUACCUGGUAUCAGAGGAGACCCAGGUGAACCAGGUACGGCAGGGCCACAAGGGCCAAAGGGCAAUAAAGGUGAAAGGGGUGAACCAGGCUCAGCUGUAUCUGGAGGGGGUUUCCCAGGGAGAAAAGGAGAACCAGGCAUCCCAGGGAUACCGGGUACUUCAGGCCGGCCAGGCAGCAACGGGGCCAAAGGGGCCUCCGGAGUUCCAGGGUCACCAGGUCAGGAUGGUCUCCCAGGGAUUCCAGGAACAUCAGGAGUCUCCAUCAAGGGAGAGAAGGGCAGCCCAGGAGAGAGGGGACCUCCAGGAGUAGGCAGCGGGGUGGCCGUGAAGGGCGAGAAGGGCUCCCCAGGUACUCUGGGACCUCCAGGGGCUCAGGGUCCUAGAGGGCAAACAGGACCACAGGGCAGCAAAGGAGACAAGGGCGACGGUGGUGAUGGGCUGCCCGGACCUCCAGGCAGGCAAGGAGAACCUGGGGACAGGGGUGCCCGUGGGCCUCCAGGAGAGAUUGGCAGCAAGGGUGACCGAGGACAACCAGGUGAGCCCGGAUCACAGGGAGACAGGGGCGAGAGAGGACCGGUUGGUGAAACUGGGGAGAGAGGGGACCCAGGGAAGCCAGGCCUCUCAGGAACACCAGGGUUGAGAGGUUUACCAGGGCUCAGUGGACCGCCAGGAGAAAAGGGAAAUGAUGGAGCGCGAGGGGAGCCUGGCAGAAGUACUCCAGGUUUGCCAGGAAAGAAAGGGGAACAGGGGGAGCGCGGUCUGCCUGGUCCUGAGGGGCAGAGGGGAGAAAAAGGAGAAUCUGGACUGAGAGGAGAGAAAGGGUCUCCUGGGUCAGGAGGGUCAGGUGUCGUCGGAGCUAAAGGAGAGCCUGGAGAGCGAGGACUUUCUGGUAUCAGUGGAAGGCCGGGUGCCAAGGGAGACCCUGGUGAACCAGGAGACAGGGGGGAGAAUGGGCGCCCAGGAAUCCCAGGAAAGCCCGGACUUUCUGGGAAAGAGGGAGAGAAAGGAGAGAAGGGUGAUGAAGGCACUCCUGGGGAGUCUGGACUUCCGGGGAAGUCAGGAGAAAGAGGACUGAGGGGACUGGCUGGUCAGCCCGGACGACCAGGAGAGAAAGGAGACAUAGGCGACCCUGGAGAGCAUGGACGAAAUGGCAGCCCUGGACCUGCAGGCGUGAGAGGAGAGAAAGGAGAACAGGGACCUCAAGGGCCACCAGGACCACCAGGAAAAGUGACUGAAAUCCAAGGCCAGCUGAAAGGAGGGAGAGGAGAAAAGGGCGACACAGGAGAGCAUGGUAUCGGAGGUCAGAAAGGCGAAGCAGGGACUCCCGGAGCCCCAGGUCUACGAGGUCCUGAGGGACAACGGGGGCCUGCAGGUACAAGAGGUGACACAGGAGAAAGAGGAGCACCUGGAGAGAAGGGAGAAAGGGGUGUCUCCGGGUUAGAUGGACGUCCAGGUCUGGAUGGUAAACCAGGUGCUACUGGACCACUUGGACAGAGGGGGGAUCCUGGAAAACAGGGGGAUCCUGGGAGAGAUGGUUUACCAGGACUUAGAGGGCAACAGGGCCCCCCAGGGCCUGUUGGGCCUUCAGGCAUUCCUGGGACACCUGGUAAGUCAGGAGACGCUGGAAAACCUGGGCCUCCUGGAAAAAUGGGUGAGGAUGGAGUGCCAGGUGAAGAUGGCAGAAAGGGUGACAAAGGAGAAGCAGGAGCACCUGGAAGAGAUGGCCGUGAUGGGCAGAAAGGAGACCGCGGCCUUUCUGGGCCUGUAGGCCCCUCUGGUCCUCCGGGGCCACCUGGAGUACCUGGCGGCAUUGGUCCUCCUGGAAAGGUUGUGUAUAUAAAAGGAGUUGAAGCAACACCAAUCGCAGGCCCACAGGGGCCUCAAGGAACCCCUGGCGUCCCUGGGAUCCCAGGAGCUAUUGGAGCCAGAGGAGAGAGAGGUAUUCCUGGCCUUAAAGGUGAAGCUGGGGACCCAGGAGAGGACGGGGCGCCGGGCAAACCUGGGACAGCAAUGGAUGUACGGACGGGUCUGGCCACUCUUGGUAUUAAGGUGUCUGAUCUGAAGGUCAUUGUGGACAGGAAGGACAUACCUCCUCCAGUGCAGAAGGGAGAAAGAGGUGAAAAAGGAGACAGGGGGGAGCCAGGACAGAGAGGACCAUCUGGUGUAGAUGGUGCUCGUGGUUUUGCAGGAGAGAGGGGAGCAAAAGGGGAACAAGGGGAGCGAGGACCCAUGGGAACAACAGGGCCUCCUGGAAGAGCCAUUUUAGAACCAGGGCCAAAGGGGCCCCCAGGACCUGCUGGAGAGCCAGGCAAGCCAGGAAUACCAGGUGUUCCUGGACGAGCUGGGGAACUGGGGGAGGCUGGUAGACCAGGAGAUAAGGGGGAGAGGGGAGAGAAAGGUGACAAAGGAGAAGCUGGAAAAAUCGGGCUAACAGGGCCAGCUGGCCCACCGGGUCAAAAGGGAGCAUCUGCUGAUAUGGUAAUGCCUGGUACGCCUGGGGCCAGGGGCCCUCCAGGGCUUGCAGGACAGAGGGGAGAGCCUGGUGCAGCAGGACCACCAGGACCCAAAGGAGACCGGGGUUUUUUGGGACCACAAGGUGAUAAAGGAGACAGAGGAGAGUCUGGAGAAAAAGGACGUGAUGGCUCGUCGGGAACACCAGGAGAACCAGGAAAACCUGGUCAGGAUGGGAAACCGGGCCUGCCUGGAUUCCCAGGAGUUCUAGGCAGACCGGGAAACCCAGGAGAGCCUGGCAUGAGGGGGCCAACUGGGCCCAUGGGUCCCAACGGGCUUCCAGGUCCAUCAGGUGUGAAGGGUAAUCAAGGAGAACCAGGUGUUGGUGUCCAGGGUCCUCCUGGUGCUCAGGGGAGCACAGGUCUGCCAGGACCACCAGGUCCUCCUGGAGCUGUAGGUCCACAGGGCCCUACUGGACUGCCAGGGCAGGUGGGAGAAUCAGGUAAGCCUGGAAUUCCGGGAAGAGAUGGGGUGCCUGGGAAAGAAGGAAUACCUGGAUUACCAGGAAAGCAGGGCAUUGCUGGACCUCCAGGCCAGACCGGCUUAAAAGGAGAGCAGGGAGACAGCGGUCCUCCAGGAAAGGCAAUGGCUGGACCUCCUGGACACAAAGGAGAAAAAGGUCUUCCUGGUCAAACACUGCCAGGCACGACUGGAGAAAGAGGUCUAUCUGGGGAAAAGGGUAACAGAGGGGACAAAGGUGCUUCUGGCAUCAAAGGAGAGAGAGGAGUGGCUGGUGAACCAGGAGACCCUGGAGAAGAUGGGGCACAGGGAUCUCCUGGACCAAAAGGAGAUAAGGGGGAGAAGGGCAUAGGAAUGGCAGGACCACCUGGUCGGGUCGGGCCUCAAGGUUUAAAAGGGGAUCCAGGCCUUCCUGGUCCAGCUGGUCCUCCAGGGCCACAGGGGAAGUCUGGCGAUAUCGGGCGACCUGGCCUGACAGGGGAAACUGGACAACCAGGACCUCCAGGACCGCAGGGGGAGAGGGUCGGUGGAGCUGCUGAUGGCACAAUACUGGUCUCCAAGGCUUUGCAGGCCGUGCAGGAAAUGCUGGCAUUCCUGGUCCUCUUGGACCUCCUGGAAAAGCAGGUUCUCCUGGUACUGACGGGAUCAAAGGGGACAAGGGGGAAGUUGGCGUUGGGGUCCCUGGUCUCAGAGGGGAGAGAGGAGAUCCAGGACCCAGAGGCGAGGAGGGUCGUGCUGGCUUGGAUGGGGAGAGAGGGCCAACAGGUCCCCCAGGGUUUCGUGGUGCUCGGGGGGAGAAGGGAGACAUCGGACUGCAAGGUGACAAAGGAGAGAAGGGGGACACUGUGCUGGUGGGAGGACCUCCUGGAGAAAAGGGAAACAAAGGAGAAACGGUUUCCAUUUCAGGGUGACAGAGGGCCCAAAGGAGUGCAGGGAGAAAAAGGGGUGAAGGGUCAAGAGGGACCUCCAGGGGAGCAGGGUCUGAGGGGAGAGCCGGGAGAAAGAGGAUCCACUGGAUUCCCAGGUGCCCGUGGCCCUGGUGGACAGAAGGGAGAAGCCGGUCAACCUGGAGUACCUGGCGAAUUGGGUUUAUCAGGAAAAGAUGGGCUGCCAGGGCGUAAGGGGGAGAAGGGAGAGAUUGGUAUCGUAGGAAUGAGAGGAAUCAAGGGUGACAGAGGAACCAAGGGGGCUUGUGGAGGUGACGGACCCAAAGGAGAGAAGGGGAAUGCUGGUAUUCACGGACGAUCAGGCCUACCCGGAAGAAAAGGGGAACAGGGGGAUGUCGGGCCUCCUGGUGCUCCUGGGAUCCCCGGAAAAGAAGGGCUAGUAGGCCCCAAGGGUGACCGUGGUUUUGACGGGGUUACUGGACCUAAAGGAUCUCAGGGAGAGAAAGGUGAAAGGGGUCCGCCUGGUGUACCCGGCCCUCCUGGUCCCAGAGGAGUGGACGGGGCCCACGGCCUAACUGGCCCUCAGGGACUGGCUGGUGCUAAAGGCCCUGAGGGGCUCCAGGGACAGAAGGGGGAGAGAGGGCCCAUUGGUCCCGCCAUGAUCGGUCCACGCGGUAUCCCUGGUAUCCCGGGUGAGAGAGGAGAGCAGGGAGAGAUGGGCCCAGAUGGAGCCAAGGGAGACAGAGGAGAGCCGGGCAUGACGGAGGAUGAGAUCAGAGAUUACAUUCACUCAGAGAUGAGUCAGCACUGUGCGUGUGGAGGUUCAGGCCCGAACACUCGGUCCCAGCCCACGGUCAGGGCUCGGCCUGCACCAGAGCAACAAGUGGUCCUGAAGGGUGAGGAGGGCCGUGAGCUGCAUGUAGUGAUGAACACCAACGACCCAGACUACGAGCACAUUUACUCAAUCGAGGCCUACGACGACCCCUUGGAUGAACUGCUCUACUUCACUCCUUCUGCCAAUCAGAGUGACGAUGAGGCUGUCAAAAAGGAAUCAGAGAAAACAGUCAAAGUUGAACCAAACAAAUCUCCUGACGUUCAGAAAACAGCAAGAGCUGGUGGUCAGAAAGCAGUCAAAACUGCACCUCUGAAAGCAGUCAAUUCCAGAUUAGUCAGGCCCAAGAGGAGAGUCCAAGGGGAAGCUCCAGCUGACCUGUGCCAGCUGCCCAUGGAGGAGGGGAGCUGCGGUCGAUACACUCUGCGCUGGUACUUUAACAGUCAGGCUCAGGCCUGCAGGCCCUUCAUCUACAGCGGCUGUGAAGGAAACAACAACCGCUUCAUCCACCUGGAGGAGUGUGAGGAGGUCUGCCUUGGGGUGGCCGAAGGUCCUCGUCCCUCGAAGACAGGACGAUGAUGAUUGUGGCCAACUCUUCCUCAGCCACAGGGAUGGUAGCCUUUAUAUAGCUUUCAUAGAAAAUUAUUUUGUUUUGCUGACAUUUUUUUUUAUAUGAUGUCAAUCGUCAAGAUUUGUAUUUGUUUAUUUAUUGUUUCUUAAAACCCAACCAAACUUUACCCCAGGAUUCGGAGGGGAUACCGGAGUACCCACUUGGUUUAUGUUCUCAAACCCAGGCAAAAAGAUCUACAAAACAAUCAAGGCCUGUUUCUACCCCUUUGCUUCUUGUUGCCUUAAAAAUCAGUAAUAAAAUGGUGAUGAUUUGACUGACACAAAGCUGACACAAACUGCUAAUUAGAAUUCAGCUUAGUAUGACUCAGUUGUGUAGCUGCCUUUGAGAUCGUGAUCUUCAGUAGCUGUUGCCUGAAUUGUAAUGUGCCUAAGACUAAGGGGAAAAAAAUGACAACUAAACACAUGAAAGCUACAUUAGCAAAGAGGAAGGAAGUAAACACUCAGCAACACUGAAUUACAAGGGACAAUACACAAUGCAAGAACAUGUUGUUAAAUGACAGGGCAAACUGAAGCCUUUAUGAACUUACCAAACUGGUACUUAUUACAAGGAUGUUGUGUAAUAAGGUGUUAUUAAUUAUUUUUGCUCACUCUUUGUAGUAAAGUGGGCUGAGUUGUGGGUUCCGGAAGUAAUUUCCCCAUUGAAAAUGGCCAUUUUUAGGUUUUCUUCUAAUGAUAAUCUUACUGUAAUGUAAGGACGGGUGACAACUGUUUAGCUUAGUAUUGAAACGUUAUAAGAAAUCGUGUCUUUUCAGUCAGUUUGGUUGCCACGUGGAUCUAAAAACUGAAGUAUUUAGUAGCAACCUCAGCAGCCAGUCCUAUGAUGAGAGCUGAGAAGACAACAGCAACAGGUGCAAAUGAGAGCUUAAGACAAGAACAAAAAAGGCUCCAUACAUGAUGAAUUCAUCCAGAACUGACUCAGAUUCCAAACGUGAGUCGAUUUAAACUGCUAAAUGUAUUAACAGGUUUCUACAAAGUAAAAAACGUCAUUGACAGAACAACAACCUUACAUUUUACAUGUUCGUGCACAGUGCAGAGAGUAUAUAUAUCUAGAUAAAUAAAGUGGGAAUAAAAUUUUAUGAACCCUUGGGAAUUAUCUAGUUUUUUGUGUUAAGUGUGUAUGAAAUGUGAUCUGAUCUUCAUCCAAGUCACAAGUACAGACAAACACAAUGUGCUUAAGCUAAUAACACACAAAUAAUUAUAAUC